AUGGAGCGAACUCACUCUUCGAUUUCAUUGGUAGGCAUUGGCGCACAAGCCUCCAACAAGACACGAGACAUGGUCAGUUUUCAAUUGAGUCCGCACUUCACAUCUAAUUUCUCAUAUACAAUGACAGCUCAUGUCCUAACAAAUCUUACUUCGUCCAUACCAUCUACACAUUUAAACACGUCAUCAUGGCAACACCUGAAAGGAUUACAGCUAGCCCAAUUUUCUCGACCAGAUGCUAUUGACAUCAUUCUCGGAGCGGAUGUUUACGGAGCUAUAAUCACCGAAGGUUUAAUUAAAAAAUCUCAGGACGCACCUAUAGCCCAACGCACAGAACUCGGGUGGAUUAUUUCGGGGCCAACGAGCCAACAAAUAACUCUAGAGAAUCCUCAGAGUUACCAUGUCACGACAAAUGAAGAUCUUCAUUCCGUACUACAUAAAUUUUGGGAACUGGAGGAAGUUCCUUUCCCAAUCGACCGUUCAUUAACUCCCGAGGAGCAAGACUGUGAAAGUCACUUCCGAAAUACACAUACAAGAGAUCAACACGGACGACAACAGUGCUAUGUCUUCUCUUCUGAUAUAGAGAAGAUGUAUCGACAAAUCAAUGUCCAUAAAAAUGACUAG
Wasmannia auropunctata (little fire ant) is the source of this 621-nucleotide messenger RNA. RefSeq lists its product as uncharacterized. The coding region runs from base 1 to 621 and encodes 206 amino acids. The transcript has 2 exons. The record is from RefSeq and is a predicted model, not a curated record. NCBI's taxonomy places the organism in Eukaryota, Metazoa, Arthropoda, Insecta, Hymenoptera, Formicidae.